This is a messenger RNA of Argiope bruennichi, 1364 nucleotides long. RefSeq names its product lysosome-associated membrane glycoprotein 1-like. Gene Ontology annotation, cellular component: membrane. The transcript has 6 exons. NCBI's taxonomy places the organism in Eukaryota, Metazoa, Arthropoda, Arachnida, Araneae, Araneidae. The coding region runs from base 188 to 997 and encodes 269 amino acids. The record is from RefSeq and is a predicted model, not a curated record.
UUUGUCAAUCGCUUUUCCUUGUGACAGUUACGUCAUUCAAGUAUUGUUUGCAUGUGUAUUUUCUAUCAAGAACCAUAGUAAUGGCAAUUCAUGUGUUACAUUAGCAGUCUGUGGUCAGUUUCGAUUGCCCUAUAAAAGACUAUUCUCAUGCUGUCUGGAAGUUAUUAAAAAAUUGAAAACUUCCAAAAUGGGUUUUAUUCAAUCAACAUUUUUCGGUUUAGUUCUUCUGUGUGCCUUUGGGUCUGUAAUUUUACAAGAGACAACUUCGGAACCACCUAUAACUACUAGUACUAUUGCAUCGACAACCACAGAAACUCCAACUUCUGAAACAACAUCCAAACCUACAGAUCCUCCUACUACACUACCGCCAUCGACUACUACUGUUCCUGCAUCAACUACUCCUAAACCACCACUUCCUGAAGUAGGCUCUUGGAAUAUUUCCGAUGGAAAUGUAACUUGCAUAAGAGCCGAGCUACAAAUCGGUUUUAAUAUAAUUCUUGGAGGAGUUGAGGAAAGUUUUGUCUUGUCUCCAAAUGCAUCCGAUUCUGGAAGUGAAUGCAAAGCUCCAAAUGGAACCCAAGUAUUAGCAUUAACUUACAAAAACUAUGCAUUGACUUUCAUCUUUGCAAAAGAUUCUUCUAAUGCUUUCGUACAGCAUAUAGCACUUGAUUAUAUUACUCCACAGGGAGCAGAAAUCUUCUAUAAUUCUUCCCAGCUGUUUAAGGCGAAAGUUGGAAAUUCAUUUCGAUGUAAAACAACUGAUACUAUUCUUAUGGGAAAUGCCACCAUGCAAGUCUAUUAUAUUCAUAUUCAAGCCUUUGGAACUGCUGAAGAUAAUGGUUUUAAUACAGCUGAAGAAUGCGAAGCAGAUGAUAAAGUGAGCGAUAUUAUACCGAUUGCUGUUGGCUGUGCUUUAGCAGCCUUGAUUAUAAUAGUCUUGAUUGCGUAUCUUGUUGGACGACGAAGAAGCCGUCAGAAGGGUUACACAUCUGUAUAAUUUGCUCAUAAAUGCAGUUGCAGCAACUGCAUGCAAUAGCACAGCAUCUAAAUCUUUUUGGUUACUAAUUCUUAAUGUAUUAAUUUUUAAUUUCUCGCAAAGGUUUUUUAUUUGGUUGUGAAUGCUGAAACAGUGCCUUCUUGAUGAAAUCCAGAACUACUCAUCAAAUAGACAAUAUUGAAAGUAUUGAUGUAAAAUGCGAAUUGUUUCUUUUAAUGUUAACUGGAUUGGAAAGCUCAUGUUAUAUUGUUUUAAGUGCACGUGUAAGUUUGUAUUGAUAUUUGUUUUACUUGUGUUAAAAUGAAUUCUAUAAGAUUUGUCUGCCAAAUGUUUUAUUUACUUCAAUAAAGAAUUUUUUUAAAUUGUA